AUGACCAUCCCCAUCGUCUCCACCCACGUCGCCAACAUCGAUAUCCCCCGCCCCAAGGAUGUCGGCGUCCUCGCAAUGGAGGUCUACUUCCCCCGCAGAUGCAUCUCCGAAGCCGAACUAGAGGAAUUCGACGGUGUCUCCAAGGGCAAGUACACCAUUGGUCUUGGCCAGGAAUACAUGGCUUGGCCAGAUGACCGCGAGGACAUCAACUCUUUUGCGUUGAAUGCUGUCGCUGGUCUCCUCGAGAAGUACAACAUUGACCCCAAGUCCAUCGGUCGUAUUGACGUUGGGACUGAGACCAUCAUCGACAAGUCCAAGUCGGUGAAGACCCACCUCAUGGACCUUUUCGCUGAGGCAGGCAACUUCGACAUUGAGGGUAUCGACUCCAAGAACGCCUGCUACGGUUCGACCGCAGCCCUGUUCAACGCCAUCAACUGGAUUGAAUCGACAUCCUGGGAUGGAAGGAAUGCCAUCGUUGUUGCCGGUGAUAUCGCUGUCUACGCAGAGGGCGCUGCUCGCCCUGCUGGCGGCGCGGGUGCCUGUGCCAUUCUCCUUGGCCCUAACGCGCCAAUUGUUUUUGAACCCAUCCACGGCACUCACAUGUCCAACACAUAUGACUUCUACAAACCCAAUCUCUCGUCCGAAUACCCGGAGGUUGAUGGCCCCGUCUCCGUCGUCACCUACAUCGCGGCUCUUGACGAGGCCUACUCCCGAUUCCGCGAGAAGACCGCGCGUCAGCUUAAACUCGCUCAGAUCAACGGUUAUUCCAAUGGUCACGUGCAUAACGGUGACAAGCCUGCUGAUCCCAAGGCAGCUUUCUCGCUCCAGGAUGUCGACUACGCCCUCUUCCACAGCCCGUAUGGAAAGCAAGCCGUCAAGGGCCAUGCUCGCAUGCUCUUCAACGACUUCCGCUCAGCACCUAAUGCACCCCAGUUCGCCGACAUCCCCAACCCCGAAGCUUUCCUCGCUGCCUCGCAAAAGGAGUCCCUUUCUGACAAGAACGUCGAGAAGACCUUCAUCGCUGCAUCGAAGAAGUCGUUCGCCCAGAAGACCGACCCCGGUAUGGCCUGCUCGAAGCGUCUCGGUAACAUGUACACAGGGUCGCUCUACGGCUGCCUUGCUUCCCUCGUUGCCAACGUCGAGCCCGCUCAACUUCGGGACAGCCGUGUCAGCAUGUUCGCCUUCGGUAGUGGUUGCGCUGCCAGCUUCUUCACCUUCCGCGUAAAGGGUGACACAUCAGAGAUCAAGGAGAAGAUGGACUUGAUGAACCGACUUGCUGCCAUGAAGGUUGUACCAUGCCAGGAAUUCGUUGACGCUCUUGCUCUUCGCGAGAAGAACCACAACGCCGUCUCGUACACGCCUGAGGGAUCCAUCGACAACAUUUGGCCAGGUGCCUUCUACCUCGACAGCGUUGACUCAAAAUACCGAAGGAAAUACGUCAAGGCUCCUUUGGCUUAA
Messenger RNA from Pleurotus ostreatus (oyster mushroom), 1458 nucleotides. RefSeq lists its product as uncharacterized. Gene Ontology annotation, molecular function: hydroxymethylglutaryl-CoA synthase activity. The transcript is spliced from 5 exons. The record is from RefSeq and is a predicted model, not a curated record. Bases 1 to 1458 code for a protein of 485 amino acids. NCBI's taxonomy places the organism in Eukaryota, Fungi, Basidiomycota, Agaricomycetes, Agaricales, Pleurotaceae. Gene Ontology annotation, biological process: acetyl-CoA metabolic process; ergosterol biosynthetic process.